This is a messenger RNA of Salvelinus sp. IW2-2015, 5632 nucleotides long. Its product is annotated as cytoplasmic polyadenylation element-binding protein 2. Gene Ontology annotation, molecular function: translation factor activity, RNA binding; mRNA 3'-UTR binding; ribosome binding. Gene Ontology annotation, biological process: negative regulation of cytoplasmic translation. The record is from RefSeq and is a predicted model, not a curated record. NCBI's taxonomy places the organism in Eukaryota, Metazoa, Chordata, Actinopteri, Salmoniformes, Salmonidae. Gene Ontology annotation, cellular component: synapse; neuron projection; nucleus.
GGCCAACACCAGCUUGUGUGUCUUCUUCCAUCACUAUCACCAGACUAUUUUAGAAAUGGCCCAGUGUUCAUGUUUCCAUAUCAUGACUCGUUAGGGAGGCUCAAUCAGGCUAGAUCGAGAAGCAAGCUAGUUUGGGAUUGACAUUCCUGUCACGCUUUUCUGAACUUAAUUUGUGUUGGCAUAUAUCCUUCUCUAUAGUGGACCGUGCUGGAUUGUUUUGUUAAAUGAGUAGUGUUGGUUCUCCUAGGCUGUGCUGUGUGUCUGUCCGUUAGGCUGACUGUUGUAACAGUCUAGUAAACAUGUCUCCUGUUGAAGGAUAUGCAUUGUUGUUGUAAUCCUACUGGGGCUUGAGAUGUUGAAGAGGAAUGUUUAGUAGUGUGGCUCACAUGACGAGGUGGAAUGCCUAGUUGUAUAAGUCACAUGACCAUCCGCAGGAGAGCCGGGUGGUGUAGUAGCUAGGUCACUUAGCUUAUUUAUGUAGGCUAGGUCACAUGACUAGAUGUCAGGAGAAGACUGGUAUCGUUUCCAUUAGGCUGCUCCUCAUACGUAUAGUCAGCCUAGUCCAGUUUACAAUAUAGCCUACAUUCCUGCUUGACACAUUGUCAUAUACCUAACUAUUCAACAUGAUGUCAAGCCUGUGACGAUAAUUAGGUUUCAUGACACUCCAACCAUGCAGUUAGAUGAUGAGGGGCUGAAUGGGGUAGGGGUAAAUAAUGGUACUAGAGGUCAUAGUAUCUGUAGUGUCAGUAGUACCAGGUCUGGGGAUACUUUACCUUGCGAGGAAUGUCUGCAGGGCAAAAAACCACUCUUUACUUUGUUUCCAUGCAGCAAGGAGCUAUGGGAGACGUCGAGGCCGCUCGUCCCUGUUCCCCAUUGAAGACAGCCUCCUUGAUGAUGGGCACGGUAACCAGGGCAUCCCAGGGCUUGGCCCUAACUGUUACCCCCACCAGAAUGGGGAGCGCAUCGAGCGUUUCUCCCGCAAAGUGUUUGUGGGCGGCCUGCCCCCUGACAUAGAUGAAGAUGAGAUCACCAACAGUUUCCGUCGCUUUGGCCACCUGGUGGUGGACUGGCCACACAAGGCUGAGAGCAAAUCCUACUUCCCCCCGAAAGGUUACGCCUUCCUGCUGUUCCAGGAGGAGAGCUCAGUGCAGGCUCUGAUCGAGGCCUGCAUGGAGGAGGACGGCAAGCUCUACCUGUGUGUCUCCAGCCCCACCAUCAAAGAUAAGCCUGUCCAGAUUCGUCCGUGGAACCUGAGUGACAGUGACUUUGUGAUGGACGGCUCUCAGCCCCUGGAUCCUCGCAAGACCAUCUUCGUAGGAGGGGUCCCCCGCCCUCUCAGAGCAGUGGAGUUGGCCAUGAUUAUGGACCGUCUCUAUGGGGGGGUCUGCUACGCUGGCAUCGACACCGAUCCAGAGCUCAAGUACCCCAAAGGUGCGGGGCGCGUCGCAUUCUCCAAUCAGCAGAGUUACAUCGCUGCCAUCAGCGCCAGAUUUGUCCAGCUGCAACAUGGAGACAUUGACAAGCGGGUGGAGGUAAAGCCCUAUGUUCUGGACGACCAGCUGUGUGAUGAGUGCCAGGGUGCGCGUUGCGGUGGGAAGUUUGCCCCUUUCUUCUGCGCCAACGUGACCUGCCUGCAGUACUACUGUGAGUUCUGCUGGGCUAACAUCCACUCCCGCGCCGGCCGAGAAUUCCACAAGCCGCUGGUCAAAGAGGGGGCUGACCGCCCACGCCAAAUCCACUUCCGCUGGAACUGAAGAGGAACUCCACCACACGUCACCAUGGCGACGCGGUUACAAGGAACGGUCAAGGAAGAGAGACAUCGCCAGGCAGGAAAAAGUGCAUCGCUCUGCCUUUUACCCUAAGCUAUCAGUAUAGAGUACAUAACAGUAUACAGUAUAUAUAUCUUUUGUAGCAGCCAAACACUACAAGCCUCAGUUUUUCACCAAAACCCCCCUCACAUCUCAGGCUCUGACAACUUUUUUGUGGUACUUUAAUGUUUUUUAAGAGGAGAUUUAAAAGAGAUUGAUUUUUUGUAGGUUUUUCAAAUUAUUUUUAUAUGUGAGAUUUAACGUAGAUAUGAGAAUGUUUUUGCAUGGGAGCAGCCCAUCUGUCUGUCUGUCUGCUGCUAGCCACCCCCUAGUGGGUGUAGCGUGUCCUUGUUUCUGGGGAAACCUUGAUUCUAUCAUCUGGACGCCUGCCCCAGGUCAUUUACCAAAGGUAACAAAACGAUAGGAAGCAUAAAAGUGAUACAUUUCUGCCACAAAACAAACUCUUAUUUUUUAUUGUUGAUAAUAAUUUGUUCUUUUUCCCCAUCAGGGAAGACAUUUACAAAAAUUAUGAGGUUAUUUUUGCUCUCAUUUUGACCUGAAAAAAUAUUACCUCAAAAUAUGAAUCUGGUUUUUAUUAAUUCUAUUUAACCUUUUUAAUCACAAGCUAUAUUAGAAGCUUUGCUGCUAUAUAUAAUAUAUGAAUAGAUGUAUAGGUGGUAUAUAUUAACGCCAGCUAUAAACCUGAAUCUUGAAAAAUGAAAUGCAGUCCGCACUCACACACUUAUGGCCACCUUUGCCAUGGAAGAAUAGAAUGUGAAGAUUGAAGUGCAUGUUUGUGUCUAUACACCCUUUGCAUGCAAGAUAGACUUAACCAAUACAUGUAGGAUAAAAAAAACUACACAAACUACAGAAACUAUAUAACAGAAAACACUAAAAUCCUACUUUGAAUAGCAACAACAACAAAAACGUCAGAAGCCUAGGUGUAAGAAAAUAUAUAUAUAAAAAUGAAGAUAAAGGAAAAUACAUGAAAACGACUUAACAUUAAAAAAUCUUGCAUGCAUUGAUGUUGAUCCGUUGUUUGAAACAUUUACAUACUUAUUAUACAAAAAAAACGAUAUUGGUUCUAAACUAGUGGAUGCCACCAUUUUGUGAUGUGGUGGUUUGUGAGGAGUAAUGAACCCUGUUGAGAAGCUGAGUGGCGUUCAGUCAGUGGUUAGUGUCUGUGUCGUGUCUGUGCUGUCUGUGUAGAUCUUGUUGGUGUGUGGAAUGAGGUUUUAGUUUAGUAACAAUGUAGGUAAACUAGAGGAGAAUGAGAACAUCACAACAUUUUGCCUUCACCCUUCCUAUCCUCCUCACCUUUGUAUAGUUCCAGAGGUUACUCUAAUGUAGCAUAACCCUUUGCAGACCAAAAGCAUACACAGAAGCCAGGCUAGAUCUGAUUUCUACAGGCAUAAGACUGGGAGAUGUGUGUUUGUGCUAUGUGUUAGGCUAGUUGGCCAAUUUAAACCACUGUUCAAAUGUUGUCAUAGAGAAGGAUCCGUAAGAAAGCAUCUGUCCAACAUCUGUUCCUGAGUUGUGUUAUCAGGCUACUCAGUUUGAUACACUGUUCUCCAAAACAACCAGGCUCUCAUACACAUUGUAGUUACAAGUUAUUAGACUCCAGACCUGUAAAAAGUGAUCCAGUUUUAUGUCCUGCUAAUGAAAGACGACAAAGACACACUCCCUCAUAUAUUUUCAGUGAUGGGGAAAUAAUUAUAAUUUAAAAAAUUGGCCUGCAGAAUAUGAAUAACUGUGUUUUUUGUUUAUCUAACUGUGACGCUGUCUCUCUGUGAGCAAUGACCUGCUGGUGCACUAGCCAGCUGUUUGGUACUGUACAUGUCUGUAUCUAUACAGUAUAAUAUCCCUGUUAUCCUUGUGUCAUAGUGUUCCCUGGUGUGGAGUCAGUCCUUGGUAUGCGGUUUAGACGUGGUUCAGGGGUCAAGUGUGUACUGUCACUACUACUACUUCAUGGAUAUAAGAUUGUUUAUGUUAAUUUAUUCACGUAUUAGAUAAUUUAUUUGUUAAUGUCUUCAACUUGUGAGUUGGGACCCCCUCUCUGUCCCCAGCCUCUCUAAUCACUUUUGAUAAUAUAUUAUGCACUACCUUUUCUAUAUUUUCCCUCUGAUUAUUUGAUUCUUGACUCGUUUUCACCCUACCAGUUAGUCAGCUGAUUCAAUGCAGACAUGGUUUGGGCAACGACCUAUUUUGCUAAAUUUAAUCACUCAUGAAAGAUUCAGUUCUGCCGAACUUCUACCGAUUUAUAAUUCUACCAGAUUAUUUUAUUUUUUCAUAAUGACUUAUUUAAGAAAUUGUGUGAGGAGGCGUUGGUCUUAGGUUUUUCUAUGUGAAUGAAGCAGUAUUCUAAUAUGUUCUAAUGUAUUCAUAGGGGGUCCUGUUGUCUUUCAGUCUCUCCGUCAACUGAAAGAAGGAAGAAGUGCCACAGGGUACUGUGCUAUGAUGAUUGGCUCUAGAGAAAAUGGUGGCCAAAAAACGAUGAGCAACCGUUCAAAGCAAAUGAAGGAUCGUCAUUAAGCCCCCACCCUGUUUGUACUUUGUCCCGGUGGCCUCGGCUCUCGUGGUGUGGUUGGUGUUGUGCUCAGAACAGAACAGAGCUCUCUUGUACUUUGUCACCAUUGACAUGUAACACGACUCCUUGUGCUGUUUGUUGAGUAAUGGGUCCUAUUUUAUAAGUUGAACACUGUUACUUUGUAUGUGUGUGUCUUUGUUUUUGUAAGAAUCAUAUUUAUUUCACUAUUUUUGUAGACAAAUAACUAUUUGAUUUUGAUUGUAUUUUUCUAUUUCAAUAGAUUAUUAUUAUUAUUAUUAUUAUUACACACAUUUUAGUUCCCCUAAUAUUCUAAUUAUGUCUAGAAGCAGGGCUCUGUUGAAAGACAAAAAUAAACAAAAGAUUUGAACAAAUAAUUAUGUAAUUGAUGUAUCAAUAUAUAACUGUUUUAAUAUAUCAAUAUGGUUAAUAUACAAGUACACAUUUACACCUUUUAUUUGAAGGAAGGAAACAUUGAGGGUUCUAUUAUAUUCAUGGAAGACACUUGAGAUUCUCCCCCUGUUGCAUCGAGGCCCGCGGUGCCUCUCCUCAUAGAUUCUCUGAAACUUGAAUAUAACACAUUUUGAAAGGCUGAUUAACCUCGAAUAUGUGUUGUGACGUGCAAUACUGUUUCUAAUGUUUGUAUAAAAAGUAAAAAUUACAGUGUAAACCUUUUUAAUGCAGAUUUAUUUUUUUCAUUGCAUAUUUUGCAGAUUUCUGAUUCACAGUGUCAUUUUUUACUGUCAGAAAAGAAACCCCUUUUUUUCAUUGCAACUAUUUUUCAAUCCAGAUAUCUUUGUACUGAUGUAAAUGAUUGUAGUUAUUUUGGAUAGUGUUUUGCUACCAAAAGGAGAGAAUUUUUCAUGCAUAUUUCUAUUUCAUUUAAUUUUAUUCCGUUUUUUUUUUUUUUAAUAGAAGCAGAAUACUUGGAAUAAUUUUUCAUAUUAUAUAUCAUUGAUAUUAUUUUGUAUUUUUAUGUGGAAAUAUAUAUAAUUUUAAGAUGCCAAUUGCUAAGGUAUUAUUUUAAUUUGAAUUAUUUUUAAGCUAAAUCUUUGUAAUAUUGUUAAAGUAACUCAUUUCUAAAUCGGAGUUUGUGUAUGAAUUCACAAAAGAGGUUUAUGAGGUGUUCGGAUUGUAAUUAUUACUCAAUGGUUCUUUGAUAUGCAAAAUUAAUAUCAUGUCGAUUUUAAUUUUUGUUUUGUAUUUAAAUGGAGUGUUGAUUACAAUCUGUUUUCUUUCAUUUCCUGAAUAAAUAAAGACCCAUUCUGUUCAGACACAA